Messenger RNA from Cherax quadricarinatus, 5524 nucleotides. RefSeq names its product no mechanoreceptor potential A (gene nompA). NCBI's taxonomy places the organism in Eukaryota, Metazoa, Arthropoda, Malacostraca, Decapoda, Parastacidae. The record is from RefSeq and is a predicted model, not a curated record.
CUCCGCCUAUGAUUGUCCCCGCGGGGUCUGACUGCUGCAGGAGCAUCGUAGCACAGAUAGCAUAAAUCAGUGUAGCGCUCCAAGGAACAAGAACUGCUGUGAAAAGUGGCCAGUUUCCUAACUACCCUUUUGUUUAUGUUCACUGAGAAGGAGCUGAGGAAGGAGUGUGGAGGACUUCAAAGGGAGGAAGGAGGAGGAGUGUGGAGGAGGAGAAGAAGGAGAAGUGUUAAAGAAGAGACUCAGGAGAGGAGAUACAGAGGAGAGGAAUCUUUGACCCCUCACACACAGUCAUUAAGACUGUAACUUUGACCAACUUCGACCUCACCAGAGCUAAAAGAUGCCCUGUAGGAUCCGAGCGACCAGCAUGUUUAAUGCCGUGGCCAUUGUUUCCGCUCUUCACCUCCUCUCUGAAGGCAUGUUGCCGGCAGCAGAGGGCACAGGAGAGCCCUAUGGUAUCAACCGGCAGGUGGUGGAAGGUGCUGCCAGAGCAGGAGCUGCCAUGAAUGGCCAGCCUUCUUUACCACGUCAGUUGGAUUCCAUCCCCGCGCCUGCCCUCAACCAGGUGGUGACCGGGGAUGACCCUCUGCCAGGAGAGGUGGCCGAUGAGACGCUGACUGCGGAAAUCAACAUCACUGUGGAUGAUCCGGGGCAGCAGAGCCCCGCGGAGGAGGGAGGAGAGCGCGAGAAGCCUAAGACAGAGGGAAAGGAGGCGUCGCUGCCGGCCUGCAACAACGGCGUGGGUCUGGUGCGCUACGAGAGGCUUCCGGACACCGUCAUGGAGAGGACGCCCAUGCAAGCUGAUGUGAUCCGUAAGAACGACACGCCGGUGGAGGUGCUGGGGAUGUGUGUGGACCGCUGCCUGCAAGACGAGACGGCCCAGGGCUUCAAGAGCGUCUGUACCGCCUUCGACUUCCACCCCGGCAGGAAGAUCAACUACUACAACAAUGCUCUUGGAUUCACAGAAACCAAGUGCCUGCUCACUCGCCCGCCAGACCAGUACUCCGAAAUUCGUUACCGGGAUGAACAAGACAGUGUCCAUUUCCGCGAAGUAUGCUAUACCGCUUCCGUGGUAAGAGCGGAGUGCCCCACCCGGAUGUACGCCAUGGAGCGUCUCAGGAACAAGAGGUUCAUCCCGAAGGACGCCGUACAGGUCGUGGCAUCAACCAUCGAGGAGUGCCAAGACAAGUGUCUGAACCAGUACGCAGACGAGCAGGUGAGCACCAACAGGACCUGCAGGAGCGGUACCUUCGACAAGGAGCGUCGCCGUUGCUACCACUCCUCCUACACCGUCAGAACACAUCCCAACCUCCUGGAACAUCACCAGGACUACGACUACUUCGAGAACACCUGCCUCACUAAGGAUCGCCGUUGUCCCAAGAACAAACUGAUGUUCGUGAAGGCCGUGAACACCGAACUGGCUGGCUCCUACGACACCGAGGUACACAGGGGAGUCGAACUGGAUGAGUGUAAGGAAAGGUGCAUCGAUGGAGUCUCCAUCUUCUGCCGGAGCCUGGAGUACGACACCACCUCGAAGACGUGCGUCCUCUCCGACGAAGACGCCAUCAGCAAGCCGGAUCAGAUUAGGACCUCCACCUCCGACCGUCACCAGUACUACCAGGUCCUCUGCAUCGAUGGAGGUCAGUUUGCACCUCAGAAAGUGAAAGGUGACUACUUAUUUGAGAACUCCGACACACAGCAACUGAACCAGAGGCGCUAUAGCGACGUCCGCACCGCCUUCCAGCUCUUCAGAGACAGCAGACUCGAACUGGGGUCUGGAUUCCGAGGUUUCCGGGAGCUGGCAGGAAGACUCACUCUUGCAGAGUGUCUUGACGAGUGCCUCGAGGAGAGGUCCUUCCCCUGCCGCUCCGCCAUGCACUCUGAAUACUCCCAAGUGUGUAGACUCUCUGAGUACGACCAACUCAACGGCAGACUGGUCCCAGACCGCGAGUACAAUUACUUCGAGAAUCUCAUGGAGAACCUGAUGGUGACCCGCACGGCCUCUGGGUCAUCAGACACCGGCGUGGUAGUGGCAGGAGGCAGAACCAGUGUGUCUGCUGAAGACCAACCUACAGACGGAGUGGACGAAGCAGGUCCAGGCAGCGCAGGUCAGACCGGAGCCAGCCGUCCGGGCGUGGGAACUCGCUUUCCCGGGGACCGAACGGACAGCGAUGCCGGCAGUGGCGCCAGCGAUAUCGGAGGCACUGGUGGGAGAGUUAGUUUCUCAGCUGCCGAAGGCAGCAGAGGCGCCGGGGGCACCAACAGAUUUGGAGACAGCAGUGAAAGCAGGUUCGGAGAUGGGAAUAAGUUUGGAGACAGCAGGUUUGGAGUGAACAGAGGCAGUACUGACUCUAGCUUCGUCACCCUCGGCGGGAGAGGAAAUGGCGACGGAGAAAGUCGGUUCCGACCGCUCAGUCCGUCGCGCCCUGUAGGCACGCCACAGCAAGACCAGCCGGGAAUCUUCCGACCCGUUAGCACUGACCUCACCAGAGAGUUCGCCGGGGGUCGUGGGGCGCUGAACAGAGUCUUCGGGAGCGGUCGGCAGACGGACGCUGGAUCACGAAUCCUAGGUGCCCUAGGAGCGGUGGGGGUAGGGGUAGCAGGCGCAGAUGAUCCACUGUCUACCAUGGAAGUGACCCAGCAGUGCACGGAGGAUGGCAUGGAGUUCAACCUACGUACGGAGGAGCCCUUCCGUGGGCGUAUAUAUACGUACGGUUACUACGACCGCUGCUUCACCCGCGGCUCCGGCUCCACGGUCACGGUGCUCAAGAUCUCCGGUGCCAGGGGCAUCCCCGAGUGUGGCACCAUCAAGUACGCAGACACCACCACAAACAUCGUAGUGGUCCAGUUCUCUGACAACGUGCAGACCUCCCUCGACAAGCGGUACAACCUCACCUGCACCGUGGUGGGUCCAGGGGAGGCUGUCGUCACCUCAGGCUACAUCGGUGCAGGGUCUGGGGCGCCGACCCCUAUCGAGUACCUGCCUGCUGAGAACCAGUUACAGUCAAAGGUGCGCCUGCAGAUCAUGUACGGUGGGCGGCCCACCACAACCAUCGCUGUGGGUGACCCACUCACCUUCAAACUGGAGUCUCAGCGAGGCUUUAACCUCGUCUCGGAUAUCUUUGCCACCAACGUGGUAGCCAAGGAUCCUUACUCCGGCAGGAGCGUCGAACUCAUUGAUAGCAGAGGGUGUCCCGUGGACAACUACGUCUUUCCGGCGCUUGGCAAGGGCAGGGACGGAGACGGUCUGGAAGCCCGCUUCAACGCUUUCAAGAUCCCCGAAGCCAACUUCCUUAUCUUCGAGGCUAACGUCAGGACCUGCCGCAGAGGCUGUGAGCCGGCGCGGUGCACACUGGGAAAGGGACGAGACGACGCUGUAUCCUACGGUCGCAGACGACGAGGUGCUGGAGACGACCUUGAGACGCAGACUAUCCUCCCUAAGGACAACGAUGAUGACGAUGAGAACAGCGAAGAUGAGGGUCAGGUUCACGGCAUCUACGAAGUGUACCUCUCUCGGGAGGAGAUUGACGAGCAGGCUUUGACGCAGACACCGCUGCAGGAGGUGUGUCUAGGCAGUUCUGAGUAUUAUAGCCUCAUCGUAGCCCUCGUCAUCACGGUUGCCUGCCUCGUCGCCUCCCUCUUAUGCGUCGCCUUCUGCUUCAGGAAACACAGACAGCUGGACUUAAAGAACGCAGCUGCUGACGCAGGGAACCCGUACCACCAGCAGCAACUGCAGCAGCAGCAGCCACAGCAGCAACACCUGCAGCAGAAGAGCAAGUUCUCCUUCCCUGGCUCACACCCCAGGACCCUCACACAGCCCGCCAGGCAGGUUUACUUCCCCAGUGGAGAACCGACCAGCAGUGCCCCGCAGGCUGAGGAUGGAGCUGCCACCUCCUCCCGCUUCCCGGACCCGUCCGAACCCAUCUAUACCGACCCCGCGCUGUUCGAAAGGUCCUCGUCAGAUCAACCAACCCGUCAACGGUACGCUGACGGUGAGGAGUAAUGGAAGACGGGAGGAGGAGAAGCCGAGGAAGAAGAGGAGAUGAAGGAGGAAGAAGAGAACGAGGAAAUCCAGGAGGAAGAGAUCCAAGAGGUAGAAGAGUAUAAGGAGCGAAGUAGAGACGGAGGGAAGAGAAAAAUAGUAAUAGAGACGGAGAGAAGAGAAGAAUAGAAGUAGAGACAGAGAGAAGAGAAGAAUAGAAGUGAGAAAACGAGGGGAAUAGAUGAAGACAUGCAAGGAAAAGAGAAGACUUAAAAAUAUCACGAAGAAAUAAGAUGAAAAUAUCGAAAGAAAGAAUAAAAGCGGAAGACAAAUAAUAGAAAUGAAAAUAUGAAGGAGAGAAAAGGAAACCAAAACGAUUAAACAAAAAGUAAGAAAGAACGAAAAGAGAGAAGGCGCAGAAGACAAAAAACAACAAAAGAAACAAGAAAAUUUAUUUAAACUGAAGAUAUAAUUAACAGUUAUCAGAAAAAAUGAAAAAAAAAAACGAGAUUAGAAUUAGAGGAAUGAAGAAAACGAGAAGAUAGUUAACCCAUAGGUUUCUGGAACCCAGAGUUUUCUGAAACCCACAGGUCUCUGAAACCCACUGAUUCCUGAAACUCACAGGUUCUGAAACCCACAGGUUCCUGAAACCCAGCGAUUCCUGAAACUCACAGGUUUCUGAAAACCACGGGUUUCUGGAACCCACAGGUUCCUGAAACCCACCGAUUCCUGAAACUCACAGGUUUCUGAAAACCACGGGUUUCUGGAACCCACAGGUUCCCGAAAUCCACAGGUUUCUGAAACCCAGACUUGGGAAUGAGUAACCAAGGGUAAACAGAAGAGGAGAAAGGAGAGGCGUCGAUAAAUAAGAACAACACGAAAGUAACACAAGAAGGGAGGCAAUAAAUGCCGGGAGCAACAUAAACAAUAAUAAACGAGUAAAUAAGACAAACGAAACAAAGAAAAAUCCGCUAAACAAAUAAAGUCAGUUUUGACUCGUCCAGUGACCUGGUCCAUCAGAUAUUUUUCGAUAAAUUUUAACACAAGAGAAAAAAAUAUUUUUUUUAUCGAAGGCAAGCGCUAAGCCCGUAUGGGUCAUGGAGCGGUGCCAGCAGUGAAGAAGAGCUCACGUGAAGCCUGGUAUUGAGUCCCGCUGAAGCUCACUUUCUCGUGGGACUGGAAACUGAGCUUCAGUCAAGCUGAGCUCCAAGCUUCAACCAACUUCUCUCAAUCCUUUCAUCCAGAGUUCCAAAUGCCACAAACAUCAUUCUUAGAUUUAAGGUCUCGUAGGAUUUAAGUUUUUUAUACAAAAAAAAAAUAGCCAGAUAUAAAGAGCCAUUGUUACUUUGGGCUGCGUCCGAAUGGCAACGAUGAACCUUCCUUCCCCACACGCUGAACACCGCGAAGCCAAGUGCAGCGAUUCGGACACCCCUGACGUCACCAUGGCUCUCGGGCGUCGAUGCUAUCACACAAAUUUGAACUUUAUAGCCACUCCGAAUAGAGACGCUUUUUUUUUCUCUCACCGAGCGUCUAAACUUUUUUUUU